Molecule: messenger RNA, 549 nt
Organism: Lathyrus sativus (Indian pea)
Lineage: Eukaryota; Viridiplantae; Streptophyta; Magnoliopsida; Fabales; Fabaceae
Source: the annotation of a GenBank genome assembly
AUGGGAUUAGUGUUUACCAGAUUGUUUUCGUCUGUUUUCGGUAACAAGGAAGCUCGAAUUCUCGUUCUCGGCCUCGAUAAUGCCGGAAAAACUACUAUUCUCUAUCGGCUUCAGAUGGGGGAAGUUGUCUCUACCAUUCCAACGAUCGGGUUUAAUGUUGAAACUGUGCAGUAUAACAACAUUAAAUUUCAAGUCUGGGAUUUAGGUGGGCAAACAAGUAUCAGGCCAUAUUGGAGGUGUUACUUUCCUAAUACGCAAGCAAUAAUCUAUGUUGUGGAUUCAAGUGACACCGAUAGGCUUGUGAUAGCUAGGGAGGAGUUCCAUGCUAUUCUGGAGGAAGAAGAACUAAAAGGUGCAGUUGUUCUCAUUUUUGCAAACAAACAGGACCUUCCUGGUGCUCUUGAUGAUGCUGCUGUGACGGAGUCUCUCGAGUUACACAAGAUUAAAAAUCGCCAAUGGUCUAUUUUUAAAACUUCCGCCAUCAAAGGCGAAGGACUUUUUGAGGGCCUUGACUGGUUGAGCAACACACUCAAAUCUGGAGGUAGCUGA